Molecule: messenger RNA, 5277 nt
Organism: Choloepus didactylus (southern two-toed sloth)
Lineage: Eukaryota; Metazoa; Chordata; Mammalia; Pilosa; Megalonychidae
Gene: TMEM121B
Product: transmembrane protein 121B
Exons: 1
Coding region: 167-1933 (588 amino acids)
Source: RefSeq, a predicted model, not a curated record
AGUCCACUGGCUCCAGUCCGGAUCUCUCUGCCGCCCGACCCGGGUACGAGUCCCAGCCGCUGGGGAGGAGGUGGCGGCGGCUGGCCCGGCUUCCCUCGGCCGCCUCCAGCCCGGGGUUGGCGCUCGGGGAGCAGCUGGGCAGCCCCCCGGAGCCCCUCGGAGGACAAUGCACCCUGCGCUCGGCAACCCGCGCUCGGUCUCGUGCUCGUCCGCAUCCUUCCCGCCGCCCCCCGCCGCCGCCCGGCUGCAGCCCCUCUUCCUCCGGGGGGGCUCCUCCCGCGGCCGGAGAGGUUCGGGCGACAGCAGCACCAGCACCAGCACCAGCAGGGGGGGAGGCGGCGGCAGACGCGGCGGGGGCGGCGGCGGCUCCCCGAGCAGCAGCACCGGCGCCGAGCGAGAGGACGACGACGAGAGCAUCAGCAUCAGCAAGCCGCUGGUACCAGCCGCCGCCGCCGCCGCCGGGCUCCCGGGACCCCCGGCUCCAGGGGGCGCCCCAGCCGCCGACCCCACGCCCGCCGCCUUCUCCUCCUCGACCACCACUCCUUCCUCUGCCUCCACGCCCACCUCCUCCUGCAGCAUGACCGCCGCCGACUUCGGCGGAGGCGCCGCGGCCGGGGCCGUCGGGGGGCCGGGGGGCCGCUCGGUGGGGGGCGCAGGCGGCACUGGGACCGGCAGCGGCGCCUCCUGCUGUUCGUGCUGCUGCUGCUGCAGCCGUCCGGGCCGCCCGGGCCGCAGGGGUCGGCGCCGCGGCUGCUCCCCCAGCCCGGGCUGCAGCUGGGGCUACCAGGCGCUGUCCGUGGUGCUGCUGCUAGCGCAGGGCGGCCUCCUGGACCUGUACCUCAUCGCCGUCACCGACCUAUACUGGUGCUCCUGGAUCGCCACCGACCUGGUGGUGGUGGUGGGCUGGGCCAUCUUCUUCGCCAAGAACAGCCGGGGCCGUCGGGGCGGCGCGGCGGGCGGCGCGCACAACCACCACCAGCACCACCACCACGCGGCGCCGCCUCUGCACCUGCCCGCCGCCUCCACCACCUCGGCUGGGCCCGGGGCGGGUGCCAAGGGGCGCGGCGGCCGCGGGGGCGCCGGUGGUCCCGGGGGCGGCCCGGGAGCGUCCGGGCCGGCAGGCGAGUUCGCCUUCGCCUACUUAGCCUGGCUCAUCUACUCCAUCGCCUUCACGCCCAAGGUGGUGCUCAUUCUGGGCACGUCCAUUCUGGACCUCAUCGAGCUGCGCGCGCCCUUCGGCACCACGGGCUUCCGCCUCACCAUGGCGCUGUCCGUGCCCCUACUCUACAGCCUGGUGCGGGCCAUCAGCGAGGCGGGUGCCCCCCCGGGCUCUGCCGGCCCUCUGCUCCUGCAGCCCCAGCAGCACCGCGCCGCCGGCUGCUUCCUGGGCACGUGUCUGGACCUGCUCGACAGCUUCACCCUGGUGGAGCUGAUGCUGGAGGGCCGCGUGCCGCUGCCCGCGCACCUGCGCUACCUGCUCAUCGCGGUCUACUUCCUCACUCUCGCCUCGCCGGUGCUCUGGCUCUAUGAGCUCAACGCCGCAGCCGCGGCGGCUUCAUCCUGGGGCCAGGCCUCGGGUCCCGGCAGCUGCAGCCGCCUCCUGCGCCUGCUGGGCGGCUGCCUGGUGGACGUGCCGCUGCUGGCGCUGCGCUGCCUCCUGGUGGUGAGCUACCAGCAGCCUCUCUCCAUCUUCAUGCUCAAGAACCUCUUCUUCCUCUGCUGUCGCGGCCUGGAGGCCCUGGAGGGCUGCUGGGACCGGGGGAGUCGGGCUUCCCCGAGCCGGGCCAGGGGGAGCUACGGCGCUCCGCCCUCCGCCCCGCCACCGCCGCCGCCAGCUCCUCAGGGAGGCUCCCAACUGGGCCACUGCAUCUCGGAGAACGAGGGGGGCCCCCAUGGUUAUGUCAACACCCUGGCUGUGGCCUCCCAAAAUUGAGGGUAUAGGGACAAGGGGCCUUGUUUUGGGGUUGAGAGUUGCCCCCAGCUCUUGCCUCCUCUGUACUUCUCUCACCCCGAUUUGGUCAGGCUCUGGAAGAGGUAACUGUCAAAUAGAGCUAAGGGCCAGUGUCUCCUGCUAUAUCCCUUGGGUCAAGAUUGCUUAGAGAAGACCAGCAGCUAAUGGUUAGGGAGGUAGGCCCACUUAUCCUAGUUGCCCUUCUCCAAAACCUAGCCUGAUCCUAACCCUCAAGGGGCUGGAUAUCUCGGCUGCUUGCUUUUCUCACCUCCACCCUAAUUCCCAUCCAUUGUGGCGAAGAAUGGAGGACAGGGCAUACCCGACAGUGGAUGCUGGGCCUUGGGUCUUGCCCCUUGCCUGAUAGUGCCAGCCUCUUCUAGACUGUGGUUAGUGGCCAUUGCACUGUUGCUCCGAUGUGUUGAUUGAAUUUCUUCCAGAUGGUAGAUGCAAUGUGUAUGUCUCUGUGUGUGUGUGUUCAUGUGUGUGUUGUGUUGUUUUCUUGGGUCCACCCUGUGGCCCCUUACAAUUGGUGGGAGGCCCUGCCCUCACUACAUGUACCACCAUCCUCUUUCCUACCUGAAUUUGUGGCCAUGAAUUCCCAGAAAGAGCUGGGCUCCUGGGAGCUGCCCAGUUGCUCUCCUCCAAGAAAGAAACUCACCCAGGCUCUUCCUUAAUCCUGCUCCUCUCUUCUCAGCUCAGAGGGAGGAGGGAGUCCAUACUCUAAGGACCAAACUGCACCCCUUCUUGGGUGAGUGAGCAUUUCUACCUCCGUGCUGUCAACCUUUGUUGCAUCAUGCACUGAUGCUGCUUGCAAAAAAAAAAAAACAAAAAACAAAAUAAAAGAUAACAAAACAAAAAACAUAAACUACUCAGAAGUUGCAUUCAACAUGGCCACUGGAUCCAGCUAGGGUUUGGUGCCAGUGAUAUUACAGGGUCUGUGGAGUAUCAGCCAUUGGCCUGCCCUCCCUUGGGCUCUCCCUCUGCACCCAGAACUCCUGUCCUUCCUGUGGUUUGGGGCAGACUGGGUCAGAUCUUGGCUCAGAACAGCAGCUAAGGUGGGGUUCCUAGAUGGAUAUGAAGUUGGCCCAAGGGGUCCCCUAAUAGUCCUUCUUCUAGGAAGCUUGGUGUAGAGCAGAAAGGGUUGUGGUGGUGACCGUUCUCCUCUGCUCUGGUUAGAGUCCUGCCCCGAUCUUCCUCUGUGGUGUUCCCUUGUUGAGGAUGGUGAUGAGACAUCCAGGAGGUGUUCACCUGUAGUCUUGAAAAGGACAUCCCUCUUGGAAUCUUUGGGGUAGGAUAAGUGUUUUUUUAGGGGAGGUAAGGGUGCAGACGGCCAGGAGGGAACAAGGCCAGGAAAUACUCACUUUCCUCUACCCCUCAAUAGGAAGAUGGGGUGAGGAAAUUUUCAGAAUUUAUGUUUCCCCUUCUCCCUUCUUAUGUUUGGGAAGUUUAGUUUUGUGUAAUAAACCCUGGACAAGCUACCAGAAGAUGUGAAUUUUGGUUCCCACUCCACUCUUACCCUCUGGGCCUCAGUUUCCUCUCCUUUCCAAACAAGGAGGUUGGAUGAGUGAUGGCGAAGGUACCGUCCAACUCUAACAUUCUUUAAGGUCAUGAGUCUUUAAAGCUCUGGUCCUAAUGCUCUGUGUCUAGGAGAGCUCUCUGUCUGGGGGCCAGCAUGGAUUUGUGGAGUCUCCCUGCUUCUGCCCAGGUGUGUCCGGAGCUCCCAGCUAGGAGAGCAGAGGGGAGGGCUCCUUGCCCCUGGCUGGGCUGGGAAUUGCAAAGCCUAUCAUAGCUGCACUGACAUAGCUGCACUGCACCCCAGGGAGGGGCCAAGAAGUGCCAAGCCACUCACCUGGGCCAAGAGACCCAUUUUGUUUUGGUCUGUCUGGUACCACUCUUUCCCCAACUUCUUUGGAGCCUACUGGCAGAAGAGGUCUCUGUAGGCAGAGACACAAGAGGGGCCAAUGGCUUCACCAGGGUCCUCCUGAGCUUUCUCCUACUCUCAGAGUGAGAAUGAAGGGGAGUGGGCUGAGGGGUGGGAAUGAUGUUUACAGUCAAUGCACUAUCUGGCCUCACAGCCCCUUGCCCCAUUAGGUCCAAUACUAGCUGGCUGGAUUUUGCAGCAAAUUGUAUUUUAUGCCUUCUUUCCUCUCCACUACUGAUUUCUCUUCUCUCCCUUUGAAUUCCAUGUGCUCAAGGCUCUGGGGCCCAGGCCUUGAGUGAGCCCCAAUAGCUACUCCCUCUUUUCCUAUAUCCUCUCUCCAGCUUUGCUGUUUCUCUGCUACCUAAUCUCAGUGACUGUGAAAGGACAUCGUGUCUGAGCCAUGGCUGGCCCCAGGCUGGCCCCUGACCCACCCCCUUUCUACUGUUGAGCCCUUGCAUCCCUGCUGAGUGACUGCCUGUAAAAUCUCCCAGCGCUGUUUGCUUUUCCAGUGGCAGGCUGUGAUGGGUUCCAAUGAGCUGCCAUUUCCCUGUGUAUGUGGAGACUGAUUGCACCUGGGCCAAUUCUGGCUGAGGCCAAACCUGUUUGGGCCUGGUUGACCGUCCCCAACUCACCCCUGGCCAUCCUCUUUCAAACAUUUGGUGCGAGCUAUCUGUGCUCAGGGGGUGCCAGUCCCCUCCUUCUGGUGUGCUUUUCUUGGGUCCUUUUCACUCAUUCCCUUGCCUCAUUCAUAAGAAAUGACCCCCAAAGCUUCCUUUUUCCUGCUUCUAGGGGCAUCUGUGGUUCAGGUUUCAACCCGUGGUUGACCCAUUGUUCCCCUGGGCCUAACCACCAGAAGGUGCCCUCUCCCCACAGGCUUACGCCAGCAAAUGGUUCACAGAAAAGAACCAUGAGUGGAGAAUCUAGUCCUAGCUACCCCUAACAUUUGAGCAAGGAAGGUGCUUCUCUAUCUGAGCCUCUGAAGCCUUAUCUGUUUUACAAAAGAGUUGGGGGUAGGGACUGGGGAGUUAUUAACUGGUGCAGAAUUUCUGUUUGAGGGGAUGAAAAAGUGGGGAUAAUGGAUAUUGGUGAUGGUAGCACAAUAUUGUGACGAUAAUUAAUACCGCUGAAUUGAACACUCGAAAGUGGUUCAAAUGGGAAAUUUUGAGCUGUGUAUGAUACAAAAAUAAAAAGUUAAAAGUGGGGAGAGGGGUUGGACUGCACCCCCUCUAAAGGCCCUGGUUCUGAUUUCACGUGUUUUUGUCGAAGCUAGCUAGCUGCAGUCAGAGCCCUGGAAGGAGGAGGGAAGUAGCACCUCCUAGCAUCUCUCACGGCUUUUUUUUCUUCUCCUCCUCUUUUUAAAAAUAAAACCAGACUCUGUUCUGAAAAUAAAAAACUUGAGACUUGU